Molecule: messenger RNA, 1692 nt
Organism: Talaromyces proteolyticus
Lineage: Eukaryota; Fungi; Ascomycota; Eurotiomycetes; Eurotiales; Trichocomaceae
Exons: 6
Coding region: 1-1692 (563 amino acids)
Molecular function (GO): NADP binding; flavin adenine dinucleotide binding; N,N-dimethylaniline monooxygenase activity
Source: RefSeq, a predicted model, not a curated record
AUGGUGGGAUCCAGCGACGUGCCAAUGAGCACAAACGAAGUGGGAACUACUUUAAAGAAUGCGCCCGCAUAUACCCCGAGGAGGCUCCGUGUCGUAACAAUCGGGGCAGGGUAUUCGGGGCUUACACUUGCCCACAAGUUUCAACAUCAGCAUCCUGAAUUGCAGGGCAUCAUAGACCAUACCAUCUACGAAUCGAGGAGCGAGCUUGGGGGCACAUGGCUGGUUAACACGUAUCCAGGGGUGGUUUGCGACGUCCCAUCACACAUAUAUGCCUUCCCCUUCGAUCCUAAUCCUGACUGGACUCGCUUUUUUUCCACUGGCCCGGAGAUAUGGGCGUACAUGAAGAAAACGGCUCAAAAGUGGGAUCUCGAACGUCAUGUUAAAUACGAUCAUCGCGUUGUCGGUGCAUAUUGGCAGGAAGAUCGAGGGGCAUGGAAGGUUAUGGUCGAACAUGGUGGCAUAGUCGUAGAAGAUUUUGCGGAUAUUCUUAUAUCAGCCCAGGGCUUUUUGAACUCAUGGACAUGGCCCUCGAUUCCUGGCCUGCAAGAGUUUAAGGGUAAAAAGGUCCACUCGGCAAAUUGGGACCACGAGCAUGACUACAGUAACAAGCGGAUUGCAGUCAUUGGAAAUGGAUCAUCUGGAAUCCAAAUAUUGCCUCAAAUGGCAAAACUGGAGGGAACACACGUCACCAGCUUCCAGAGAGGCCCAACAUGGGUUGUGAGCACAAUGAGCCCUGCUUCUCUACUUGGAAAAGACGACUCUGCCAAUAAUCCAGAGUAUACGGAUGAGGAGAAGAGGAAUUUUCGAGAGAACCCUGCACAUCACAAUAAGUACAGGAAACAGAUCAUUCACAAGAUCAAUGACAGCUUCAAAAUGUUUGUGAAAAAUUCGCAACUGAACUUGGAUGUCCUCCAUCUAGCGCAGACGCAAAUGGCUGAAAAGCUGAAUCACGAUACCGAGCUAUGCGAAAAAUUGAUUCCAAAGUUCGAAGUUGGUUGUCGACGAAUUACGCCUGGAGAAGGUUAUUUGGAAUCCUUUUUGAGGCCGAAUGUUGACCUGACCCAAAGCCCAAUCACCAAGGUCACUGACAGCGGUAUUCAAACUGCCGAUGGAAAAUUCCAUGAGGUUGACAUCAUCGUGUGCGCAACGGGCUUCGACGUCUCUUACCGUCCUCGAUACCCCAUUGUUGGACGUAACAAAGCCGACCUAGGCGAAAUGUGGACAAAGGAACCAAGAUCAUAUCUAUCCCUCGCAAGUGCAAAUAUGCCAAACUACUUCAUGUUCACAGGACCGAACGCCCUUAUUGGCCACGGCUCCCUCAUGGAAAGUUUGGGUUGGAGCGCUGAGUACAUGAUUAAGUGGAUCAAGAAGAUCGCAUUUGAAGACAUCAAAGCUAUUGCACCUAAGGAGAGUGCAAUAGAACAAUUCAUCAACUACUCUGACCAGAUUCACAACACCUUGACGUGGACAGGGUCUUGUCGAAGCUGGUACAAGAACAACACUGUGGAUGGAAGGGUGACGGCAACCUUCGCCGGGAGCGCACUUUUGUUCAAGCGGUUGAUCGAGGACUUGCGUCCGGAAGAUUUUGACAUAGAUUUCAGAAGCUGUAAUCGCUUCCGGUUUCUGGGGAGUGGAUUUGUUGGAUACGAAUUGCAGGAAGGGAAUGAUCUGGCGUGGUAUGUUGAUAGAUAG